Messenger RNA from Chelmon rostratus (copperband butterflyfish), 4235 nucleotides. It is a transcript of the gene rorca, whose product is annotated as RAR-related orphan receptor C a. Gene Ontology annotation, molecular function: zinc ion binding; nuclear receptor activity; RNA polymerase II cis-regulatory region sequence-specific DNA binding. Bases 289 to 1713 code for a protein of 474 amino acids. The record is from RefSeq and is a predicted model, not a curated record. Gene Ontology annotation, biological process: regulation of transcription by RNA polymerase II. Gene Ontology annotation, cellular component: nucleus. The transcript has 10 exons. NCBI's taxonomy places the organism in Eukaryota, Metazoa, Chordata, Actinopteri, Chaetodontiformes, Chaetodontidae.
GUUACUGCGAGCCACAGAGCAGGACAGAGCUGAGGGACGACGAGCCGCGGCGCUAUUAUUUCAUAGGUGUUUUAUCGCAACAGCUCCUCUGUCGGAGGACAGAAAGUAAAUAAGUGACGCGUCGCUUCUGAAGAAAAGGUAGAAAAUCCAUAUGAGGAUUUGCUGCUGUGACAGUUUCCAGCUGCUCCGUUUUGGAGCAAAUAAGUACUCGUCGCUGUCGCUCCUUCUUGGCUUCGUCUCCACCUGGAGUUGUAUGACUUAAAGAGUUGGCUACAGUUCACCGCCGACAUGAGAGCUCAAAUAGAAGUGAUUCCCUGUAAAAUCUGUGGGGACAAAUCAUCAGGGAUCCACUAUGGUGUCAUCACCUGUGAAGGCUGCAAGGGUUUCUUUCGACGCAGCCAGCAGAACAAUGCUAUGUACUCCUGCUCACGACAGAGGAACUGUCUCAUUGACCGGACCAACCGCAACCGCUGUCAGCACUGCAGGCUGCAGAAGUGUCUCGCUCUGGGUAUGAGCCGUGAUGCGGUCAAGUUUGGUCGGAUGUCCAAAAAACAGCGUGACAGCCUGUAUGCAGAGGUCCAGAAGCACCAGCAGUCCCAGGAGUGCGCGGGGCUUGGUGUCCGCGAGGAGAACAACGACAUGGCCGACCACGGCCGCACCUACAGACGAGGCUCCAGCGCCGCGCUCAGCGACCUGGACGACAUCACCACACUGCCAGAAGGCCUGCUGUUCGACCUGCCGCUGACCCCCGAGGAUGCAGGUGGAAACUACUGUAACCUGGACAUGCUGUGUGGCAGCGCAGGCAGCAGCUCAUCCUCUCAGAGCUCACCAGAACAGACCAACUUGGACUUUGUAGACGGCAACCACAGCAUCAAGCAUGAGUACCAGCUGCUGCACGACUCUGGACUCUUCUCACAUGCUAUCCUCAACCCACUGCCUGAGGGCUGCUCCCUGCUUGAGAUAGAGCGUAUAACUCAGAGUGCGGUGAAGUCCCAUGUUGAGACGAGCCAGUACAGCACAGAGGAGCUGAAAAGAAUGGCGUGGACCUUGUACAGCCCAGAAGAGACACGCUCAUACCAGACCAAGUCAGCUGAGGUGAUGUGGCAACAAUGUGCCGUUCACAUCACCAACGCAAUCCAGUAUGUGGUAGAGUUUGCCAAGCGCAUCUCUGGCUUCAUGGACCUCUGUCAGAACGAUCAGAUUAUCCUCCUCAAAGCAGGCUGCAUGGACGUUCUUCUGAUCCGCAUGUGUCGGGCCUAUAACCCCAUAAAUAAUACAUUGCUCUUUGAUGGGAAGUUUGCCACUGCUCAGCUUUUCAAAGCUCUUGGCUGUGACGACCUCGUGAAUGCAGUGUUUGACUUGGCUAAAAGCCUGAGCCGUAUACAGAUGUCAGAGGACGAGAUGGCGCUCUUCAGUGCUGCUGUGCUGCUCUCACCAGACCGGCCCUGGCUGACAGAUGUUCAGAAGGUACAGAAGUUGCAGGAGAAAGUCUACGUGGCUCUGCAGCGCUGCCUACAAAAAGAGGGAGCAUGGGAAGAGAAACUAGCCAAGAUGGUGUCAAAGCUUCCCGUAAUGAAGUCCAUUUGCAACCUUCACAUCGACAAACUGGAGUUUUUCCGUCUGCUUCACCCUGAGACAGCGUAUACCUUCCCCCCGCUGUAUAGGGAAGUUUUUGGCAGUGAAAUCACCUUCCCAGACUCCACAGAGGGCUAGCACCAUUUAGCUAAACAGCGUGAUUCAAAUAGAGACAUUGAGGGGUAGGGAGGGGGAGAUAAAAAUGUGGCAACCAGCUGAGGCAAACGCAACCAGCAGCUCAAUGACAAUCCUGCAUGCUACACUUUAGGACACACUCCUCUCACCUCCCGCCCUGCAGGCUAGUCCAUUCUGCUUCAACGUAACACUGCAGGAACUGCUGCUGGGUACUCAGUGCAUGUUACCUCUUUUUUACGGAGUAAAAAGAAAUUAUUAAACAUAAUUUGUAUUCUCAAAAAUAUUUUUCUAUGACGAGACCUUAAACCUCUCAUCAUGUUGAAUUCCUUUCAAAUAUAAAUUUGACUUUCACCGUUCUCACAGUUCCUGUAAGCUAUUGUUGAAUGUACCCCUUUUCCCCUUAACCGUUCAGCACAGCCCUUGGCUUGAUAUAGAAUGUACAUACUUAAAAUCCUCAGCCACUUUGUGGAGAUUUGCAGUAAUGAUGCCUGUCUCAGUUGUCAAUCUAGUAACAGUUUAUUGUUUCAUUCAACAUUUUUGGUAGCGCCCAUAUUUUGCAGUUUUGUAACGUAUGAACAAACUGUUUAAAGGGACCAUGAUCAAACUCACAGACAGGGUUUUUUUUUAAACCGUGUGAAUCAUGGGCAAACACUCAAGAGUGUCUGCCAUCAUGCACCUACAAACUCUUGCACACAGAGCACAAAACAUAGCACUUAUUCUGAUCCUUUGUAGGUAUUUUUACUAGCACACUCAGACACUGAUGUAAGUGAGUUCUUUUUUUUUUUUUUAAUGCAAUCAAUGACCUCAGUCCUAAUACCUUUUCCCUUUGCAAAUGCCACUUCGAGAGCGAGAGUGAGAGAAUCACAGAGGUGUUGUACAUUCAGAUGUCUGGAUCCCAAAUGAGGAGCAGGGUAGCGAGCUCAGGUCUGGGAUGGAAAGAUUGCUGUUCUUAAAAGAAAAUCCAGCUGAUAAUUAGCACUUAUGACUCCUCGUUAGAAUCCAAAAUGAACACUUGGCACAAGAUUUUACGGGUUCGCGCUCAGACUGCCAUCUGUGAAACUCGUUACGCCCUCCCACCUUACAUAAGCUGUAUGAACAAGGUGCUGGGCAGCCGACCACUGUGGGGGUUACGUGCUGUCAUGGAGGAGCAUCCUCAGUCCCCCUCCGCAGAAGAGUGCCAUCGCCCCAAACCAUCCAGCAGCGUCUCAACCAGCAGUUUCAAAAAGACUUUUGGAGUAAAGACGAAACAUGAACUUUGAUGUUAAAAUGUGACAGUUAUCACAUUGCCACCUACAUGUUGGAUGAGGGGCAAAAACAGAGAUUGAGCAGGUGGGUGAUGGUAUUAUUUAAGACAUCAGUUAGAGGGGAUUUACUGUCUGCGCCAACUCUCACUGCUUCGGGGUCAGGCAGACUGCGCUGUUUCAGCCAGUUAAGGUGUUCUGAUUAAUUAAACCCUCUGUUCCUCUUUCCCCACUCCCUUACUACCUCACCCUCUUCAAACACUAUAUGGCACAGAAAAGGGUUGACAGAGCCAUCAGCUACCCCCCUGAGUUAGCAUUUCUGCAUCCGUACGAGAGCUUCUUUAAAAAUAUAACAAUUAGUGGUGAAAUUUGAAGGCCAGUUUUGAUUCAACUAUUCUAAAAUGUAUUCUUACGCUCUUAAAACUGGACAGAAGAGAAACACAAACUGAAAUGCUGGAUCUACUUAUACUACCUAUCCUCUGCCUGCUUUUCUGUCAUUUGAGAGCAGUUCAUGCCUUUAGGUCCAGAAGUCCCACUUAGAUACAGAUCUAUGUGAGGAAUGGUCUCUGGAGACGCACAAGGGUGUGUCCAGGUGAAGCCUUUUUCUUCAUAGUAGGGGAACAUAUUGGAUUUCUGUUUUUUAAAAAGCUUUCUACCAGUAUCCUAAAGAAGAUACUAGAAGAGAAUAGUUGUAAUCGCAGAAAACCUUGCUGAAUUUAUUUUAUGCAUUUUCAGACAAUCACACGACAUAUGUCGGAGCUGUGUUUAACAUCAGCCAGGCUUGCUUUGCACUGCUGGGACAGUGCUGCUCACCAGACACUAUAUUAUCUCACAUAGUAUGAAGGGGUAUUGCCCUUUUCUGGGUACGCACGACAGUGGGAUAGUGGGAUCGUGCAAUAAUGUCUUUCCCAUUGUUCUCAGUAUGUUGGGCCUUUGUUGCCAUGUAUUACAGUAAAUAUUUUCAAAAGCACUCCAGCAAAGUUAACCUCGCAGCGCAACAAGUAAUGUUGUUUAGAUUAUAAUGUACCAAAUACACAGCCAACCACCACACAGGUCGGCUGACAGCUGACAUGGCCAGAUGACAUACAGAUUGUAACAAAGUGCAAUACUUUGUGCGUCGAGUAGUAGAAUGUUAGACAUGCUGACUUCAAAAGAGUCAGUAUUCUUUAUACAACCCCGAUUCCAAGAUGUUGGGACUUUGUGCAUACUCAAUUGAAAACAGUGCAAAGACAACAUAUUUAAUGUUUUACCUCAUCAGCUCCGUUGAUUUUUUUUGUAAAUAUC